This is a messenger RNA of Adelges cooleyi (spruce gall adelgid), 539 nucleotides long. RefSeq names its product general transcription factor IIH subunit 5 (gene Tfb5). Bases 200 to 409 code for a protein of 69 amino acids. Gene Ontology annotation, biological process: transcription by RNA polymerase II; transcription initiation at RNA polymerase II promoter; nucleotide-excision repair. Lineage: Eukaryota; Metazoa; Arthropoda; Insecta; Hemiptera; Adelgidae. Gene Ontology annotation, cellular component: transcription factor TFIIH core complex; transcription factor TFIIH holo complex. The transcript has 2 exons. The record is from RefSeq and is a predicted model, not a curated record.
CGGCGAUCGCGUCGGCGUCAGACGUGAAGUAUUAUUAUUUAUUAGUUAGUAUUUAUGUUUUAUUCUGACGAAAGCAAUUAAUGUAUAAUAAAAUCGGCUCCUGGUAAGGUUAACAAACAGUAAUUCUUAUUUAUAACUUAAAUAUAUAUAAUUACUGGUAUUUAGAAAAAUACCUCUUUUCUUAUUAAUAACUAAAAUUAUGGUUCACGUUUCCAAGGGAACAUUGAUUACAUGUGACCAGUCUAUGAAACAAUUUUUGUUGCAAUUGGACCAAACUAACGCUCUUGGAAAAAAAUUUAUAUUACAAGAAUUGGACGAAGAGCAUUUAUUUGUAUCAUCUGAUGUAUUAGAAACGUUGGAAGAUCGCGUCGAUGAACUCAUGGAUCAAUUAACUUUUACACAAAACUAAAUUCAAUUCUUAGUUUUACACUAUUUUUACAAUAUUAUAUAAAAUGACUACGAAGAUUAGUGUAGGGAGGGAAUCGGGGAGAAUAAAAGAUGCAGACAAAAAAAAAGUUCUCGAUGUGGCAGCCAGAAAC